AUGCACCGUCGUCUUCGCGAUGGCUGUGGACAACACCAUCCUGGGUACACAAAUACACGAACCGCAGCGACGGCCAUCCCGCGCAUCGCCGACGACUUCCGCUCGCUCGACGACGUCGGCUGGUACCGCAGCGCCUACCUCGUCGCCUCGACGGCGCUGCAGCCGUCGCUGGGCAAGGUCUACACCAUCCUCAACGUCAAGUGGACGUACCUCGCCGGCCUCGUCGUCUUCGAGGUUGGUUCCGUCGUCUGCGCGCUGGCGCCGAGCUCGGGCGCCCUCAUCGCCGGCCGCACCGUCGCCGGCGUCGGCGGCGCCGCGCUGUACUCGGGCGCCGUCAACAUCUUGGCCCUCGCCGCGCCGCUGCGGGUGCGGCCCCUGCUCUUCUCCCUGCUGACGGGCAUGUUCGCCAUCGCCUCGCUCGUCGGCCCGCCGCUGGGCGGCGUCUUCGCCGAUUCGCCCGCGCUGACGUGGCGGUGGUGCUUCUGGAUCAACCUGCCGCUGGGGGCCUUCGCCUUCGCCGUCAUCCUUGGCGUGUUCCGCGUGCCGUCUGCAAGGAAGCUCGAGGGAAGUGACCCCGAAUCCGAGCGUCUUCGGCAGGGCACCACUGAUCAUGGGGGUCCAUCUGGAACCGUCGGCUCGCCGCCGCUGCCGCAGCCGCCGCUGGCACCAUCGCUGCUGCAAAAGGCGGCCAGGUUCGAUCCGUUGGGCACGUUGUUGUUGGUCCCUGCGGUCGUGUGCCUCCUGCUCGCCCUACAAUGGGGCGGCACCAAGUACGCGUGGGGAGACGCCCGGGUCUGGGGCUGUCUGCUGGCCUUCGGCCUCCUCACGAUCGCGCUCGUCUCCUCGCAGCUCUGGGGCGGUGACAACGCCACCUUGCCGCCUCGCGUCAUGCGCCAACGGACCGUGAUCGCCGGCGCGCUCCAAAUGGCCUGUUCGGCGGCAGCCAUGUUCGCGCAGAACUUCUUCCUGCCCUUCUACUUCCAGGUUGUGUUGGGGACGACCGCAACAGGCUCCGGUGUGCUCAUCCUCCCGUACGUCGUGACCAUGGCUGUCAUCGGAAUCUUCGCCGGCGCCGGUAUGUCCCGAGUAAGCUCGUAUAAGCCCUUCGGGUGGGUCGGCACCGCCAUCUUCGUCAUCGGCUCGGGGCUGCUCUAUACUCUCAAAGUCGACUCGCCGACUGCUUCCUACAUCGGCUUCCAGGUCAUCAUCGGCGUGGGCACCGGCAUUGCCUGGCAGGUCCCCUUUGUCGCGGUGCAGAGAGCCAGCGCCAAGGGCAAAGCUAUCAAGGCCAGCGACGGGCCCAUAGCCAAUGCCUUGAUGGCCUUUUUCAACUCGCUCGGCGCCUCCUUGGGUAUCUCCAUCGCACAGAAUGUGUUUGCCAGCUCAUUGCAGAACCGGCUUGCAGCCGUGCCUGGUAUCACUGCGGUUCAAAUCGCGACGAUCAUGAAUGCUGGGACCGGCGUUGGCUUGAGAGACCCCAACGUUCUCCCGUCGGAGAUGCUGUUGCCGGUCUUGACGCAGUACAACUCCGCCAUCCGCUCAACGUUCAUCGUCGCCACCGUCUUCAGUGGCUUAGGCUUCCUGGCUAGUCUGCUGUACGAUUAG
Messenger RNA from Colletotrichum destructivum, 1605 nucleotides. RefSeq names its product Putative major facilitator superfamily, MFS transporter superfamily. Gene Ontology annotation, cellular component: plasma membrane. Gene Ontology annotation, biological process: transmembrane transport. The transcript is spliced from 2 exons. The record is from RefSeq and is a predicted model, not a curated record. Bases 1 to 1605 code for a protein of 534 amino acids. Lineage: Eukaryota; Fungi; Ascomycota; Sordariomycetes; Glomerellales; Glomerellaceae. Gene Ontology annotation, molecular function: transmembrane transporter activity.